Messenger RNA from Lycium ferocissimum, 1779 nucleotides. RefSeq names its product beta-glucuronosyltransferase GlcAT14B-like. Gene Ontology annotation, cellular component: membrane. The transcript has 4 exons. Gene Ontology annotation, molecular function: glucuronosyltransferase activity. The coding region runs from base 73 to 1266 and encodes 397 amino acids. The record is from RefSeq and is a predicted model, not a curated record. NCBI's taxonomy places the organism in Eukaryota, Viridiplantae, Streptophyta, Magnoliopsida, Solanales, Solanaceae.
AAAAAAAAAAAUUGCUGACCCAAAUCAAGAACUCCCCCCUCCUGAAAAACCCAGAAACAACCCUGAUAUCCAAUGGUCCAAAUUCCACAAAAAUCCCCUAUUCCCAUGUCUCUCUUUGUCAAACAAGUCCUCCUUUUUUCCCUUCUCCCAAUUUCCCUUUUUUGUUUCCUCCUUCCACUUCAUCACUUCCAUAGCCACACUCCCCAUUUUCCUCACAACCCCACUUUCUCAAACUCCAUUUCAACCCCACCAAGAAUAUCUUACUUCAUUACUGGCACUAAAAAUGAUGGACCAAGAAUCUUUAGGUUACUUCAAGCAAUAUACCAUCCAAGAAACUACUAUUUACUUCAUCUUGAUCAGUUUGCUUCAACCAAACAAAGACUAAACCUUGCUUUACAAGUAAGUUCUGUUGAUGUGUUUGUUGCAGCUGAUAAUGUGAAUGUUAUUGAGAAAGCUGAUGCUGUUAAUGAACAAGGGUCUUCUCCUUUGAGUUUAGUGCUUCAUGGUGUUGCUGUUUUGUUGAAGUGGAAGAACGAUUGGGAUUGGUUUGUGAAUCUUGAUGCAUCUGAUUAUCCACUCAUUAAACAAGAUGAUUUUCUCCAUAUCCUGUCUUUUGUUCCGAGGAAUUUGAAUUUCAUAGAAUAUAAUAAGAACGUCAGCCCAGACGAAUAUCGAAAAGCUGAGGAAGUUAUCGUUGACUCUCGACUCUACAUUAACUUAAAAGGAAAGAUGUUUGUGGGUGACGGAAAACGGGCACAUCCUACUGCUUUUAAAUUUUUUAUGGGUUCUCAACAUGUAAUUCUAAACAGGAAGUUUGUCGAGUACUUGAUCCAUGGAUGGGAAAAUUUGCCAAGACUGCUCCUGCUAUACUUCACGAACACUAGAUCGUCUCAUAAAGGUUACUUUCAGACUCUCGCUUGCAAUACUAAGGAGUUUUCGGAUGCUGUCAUUAACUCCAACUUGCGGUUCACUAACUCAGACAAUUCUGAUAGAAUACUUAAAAGGGAGGUUGCAUUUGUUGGAAACAUAUCAGAAGAUUCUCCAUUAUUGGAUAUGAUUGAUGCACACAUUCUUCACCGGGGUCGUGGUAUGGUCUCACCAGGAGGGUGGUGUUUAGGUAGCUCAAAUUGGUUCGGUGAUCCUUGCGGUGAAUGGGGCGAUCCCAGUGUCCUAAGACCGGGGCCCACUGCACAAGGACUUGAAAAGCUCCUCAUGAAAUCGAUCAAAGACAUGUCAAUCAGGUCGAGCAGAUGUGACCAUCAAUGACCACUUAUGGCUCCUGCUAACUCCCGCUCUUCUUUCUUUUCCUCUUACAUGAGUUAGAGGAUUUUGCUAUUUUGUCAAGUUGUAACAUAUAGGGCAUUGCUGUGGAGUGAUAAUUAUUGGAAAUAUGUGCUUCUGUAUGUUUUUUCUAUCUGCCUAAGCCUUGGGGAGCAAAGUCACUUGGUACCGAUGCUAUUGGGAGGCGGCAGAUACCCUUUGGAAUAGUCGAGGUGCGCGCAAGCCGUCUCGAACACCACAUUCAUCAAAAAAAAAAAAAAAGAACUAGGUAAUUUUUCUCAGGUACUUGUACUGCAGUUGGUACCCAAUGGAACAGUUCAGGGGCGCUCAAGCCUCUUAUAGAAAAAAAUGUGUGCUAGUGUUGUGCAUGUAAUUUAUUUUCACCCAGAAAUGUGUUGAAUACCGCGAAUCGAACGAUUCAAGAAUCCAUGUACUAAAAUUAUUCCUGCUGUUAAAGUUAAUAUUAUGUAUGUUAGAAGAAACAAUUUGCUUCUGAAA